GCCGUCCGCCGGAAGUCCCGAAAGCUAUCUCCAGGGCAGGGAGCAGUGAGAGCUGAGUUUGCCCACGGAGUCCUGCGUCGCGGUCGCGGUUUCUCUGGCCACACUUGGGGACUACAGAGUGGCCAACAAAACCUGCAUCAUCAUCAUCUAAUUUGUGACAAGGAUAACAUUGCAGUGCAAAGAGACAAAGAUAAUUUCAAGGAUGGUGCUGACUCAUGCAUUAUCCACGAAUGAAAAAUCCUGACCUAGUCUACCUCACACCGUGAACAAAACUCAGUACCAUAUGGAUUGCAAAAUUAAUUAUGGAAGGAAGAAAUGUCAUACGAAAAAGGAAAUCCAAAGCGGGAAAUCAUUUCCAAACUCCACUGUUCCGCUGCAGAAGGGGAUGUUGCCCAGUUGGCAGGGAUACUCAGUCAUUCUCCAUCCCUGCUCAACGCAACCUCUGAAAAUGGCUGGACCGCCUUAAUGUAUGCGGCACGGAACGGGCAUCCUGAUGCUGUCCAGCUUCUGCUUGACAAAGGAUGUGACAGGUCACUUGUCAACAAGUCACAUCAAACUGCGCUGGAUAUCGCUGUAUUUUGGGGUUAUAAGCACAUAGCUAACAUGUUAGCUAAUGCAAAAGGUGGGAAGAAGCCUUGGUUCCUAACCAGUGAAGUAGACGAAUGUGAAAAUUAUUUUAGCAGAACACUACUGGACCGGAGGAGUGACAAAAGAAAUAAUUGUGACUGGCUGCAAGCUAAAGAGAGCCACCCAGCCACCAUUUAUAUCCUUUUCUCAGACCUAAACCCCCUGGUUACUCUGGGUGGCAACAAAGAGAGUUCCCAGCAGCCGGAAGUCAGGCUCUGCCAGCUGAACCAUGCAGAUGUAAAGGAUUUCUUGGCGCACCCUGAGAAGAUCACCUUGGUGUUCCUUGGAGUAGAACUCGAGAUGAGAAAGGGGUGGCGUAAGAAUACUGAAGGCGUCCCAGAGGAAGACGAGGAUGGUCUGGUUGCUUGGUUUGCUCUCGGCAUCGAACCUGUCGCCGCUGAAGAGUUUAAGCAAAGACAUGAAAACUGUUAUUUUCUGCACCCUCCGAUGCCGGCUCUUUUGCAGCUGAAAGAAAAAGAAGCCGGGGUUGUAGCUCAAGCAAGAUCUGUUCUCGCAUGGCAUAAUCGAUACAAGUUCUGCCCAACCUGUGGCAGCGCAACUAAAAUCGAAGAAGGUGGCUAUAAAAGAGUGUGUUUAAAAGAAAACUGUCCCAGUCUGCAUGGCGUCCACAAUACAUCAUAUCCAAGAGUUGAUCCAGUAGUGAUCAUGCAGGUUAUCCACCCAGAUGGAACCAAAUGUCUUUUAGGCAGGCAAAAGCGAUUCCCCCCAGGCAUGUUUACUUGUCUCGCUGGAUUUAUUGAACCUGGGGAGACAAUAGAAGAUGCUGUGCGGAGAGAAGUAGAAGAGGAAAGUGGAGUCAAGGUUGGCCAUGUUGAGUAUGUCUCUUGUCAGCCAUGGCCAAUGCCCUCCUCCUUAAUGAUUGGUUGUUUAGCUGUGGCAGUGUCUACAGAAAUUAAAGUUGACAAGAAUGAAAUAGAGGAUGCCCGAUGGUUCACUAGAGAACAGGUUAUGGAUGUUCUUACCAAAGGGAAGCAGCAAGCAUUCUUUGUACCACCAAGCCGAGCUAUUGCACAUCAAUUAAUCAAACACUGGGUUAGAAUGAACCCCAAUCUCUAAAUGAAAAAUACUAGCAUCUGUGGAGUAUUAUUUAAUUUUUAAUACUACUUAUUUCUCAAAUAAGAUUAGAUCUAUUUAUUGAUCUGUAAAUCCUAUAACAUAAAAUUUGGGGGUCUCAAAAGUACUUUACAUGUUCUUUCCUUAUUAACUACAAAAUUCAUAGUUUUGUAAAUUAGAAUGUUGCCUAGGCCUGUAAACAUUUUUGUUGUGCUUUACAAUUUUAUCUCACAAAACUAUUUCUACAAAGAAAGAUCAUGUUGGAAUGUAGUGUGUUCUAGAAAUGGGAUGAACAUGAAUUCACCUCUUACAAAGACUAGAUUUCUUGUUGGAGGAAUGCAUCAAAAUAACUUUAAUGAAUUUUGAGCUUCGAUGUGUAUUUAGUCAUCUCAUGAACAUUCUCUUGGCCUAGUGUCCUAGUGACAGUACUGUUAUGGUUUUACUUCUAAUUUAAUCUGACUAGUGUUAAGAAUGAUUUUAUUUUGACAAUUUACCCAUUACUGAUCUCAGAAUACAACAGUCAUGGGGAGAGAACACAUGAACACCAAUGAUUUUGGGGCCUCACUGUUAAACCCAAGCUAACUACUAUAUCUGUCUGUUUUACUUCUACUUAAAGUUUUUAUUAUUUCAAGUGAAGAUUCUCCAAUUUUCCACAGGACUUUAACAUUUUGGAAAGGAAUUCUUGAAGGUCGGAAACUAAAUCUCAAGUAUAUUUACGUAUUAAAAAAAGCAUUGGCUUUAAUUAAUUUUGUGAUGAGGAAUGUAUUAUGUAUUUCUUUUGGCAAAAAAUAUAAUAAUUCCCAUCAGUAUUUAUGACACUGAAAUAUGAUAUCUUGUCUUUGACCUUAUUUCAUCACAUCCUAAGCAACCGUAUAUGCUUUAGAAAUAUGCUAAGAUCCUAGAGAAAAUAAAUGCGGUAUCUCACAGUUUUACAGUAGACAUGUAUAUUUUACUUGGCUGUUCUGCAGUUGUUUUAACUAUAUAAAUGUACACAUUUGGCCUCUUCCCUAUUCUGUUCAAACUUGAAGAGAUCUUAGGCACAAUAAUGUUGAACAUAAUGAAUGUAACAGUUUGUAGCAGGCAACUAAGAACUAGUUUUUCCCUGUAAAAGGAAACAGAAGCUACUACCAAAAACAUCUAUAGAAUAGGGGCCUAGAAAAAUGGCUGAGUCAUUAAGGCACUUGCUGUGUGGUCAUGAGGAAUGAAGUUCAGCUCCUCUGCACCCAUUUAAAGAAUGGGGUCCAGAGACAUAAAUAUAUAGCCCUGAUUUAAGAGGCAGAAACAUCAGUAUCCUGGGGACUUGUCUAGCCAGUCUAAUGAAUCAAUAAACACAAUGAGAGACCGUCUCCAAACACAAGGUGAAAGGCUGGAGGUGGCUCAGUGGUGAAGAACAUUUUCUCUUCAUUCUUGGGAAGGACCAGUUUGGUUCCCAAGGUCCUCCUCAGUCAGCUCACAGCUACCUGCAUCUACAGCUCCAUGGCAUUCAAGACCAUCUUCUGGCCUCCUCAGGCACCUAUAUGGUGUCUUCCACCUCUACACACACACACACACACACACACACACACACACACACACACACACACACACACACACACACACACACACACACCGGAAUAGGCUAAAAGGAGUAAUGAGAGGAAGAAUUAACUUAGCUUAUCAAAUGUUAAUUCAAAUGUUUGAUGUAGUACUUACAUUUUUUAACCUAAAUAACACUUUGUCUGAGAAUGUAUUUCACUAAUGAAUACUACUAACUAGUUAAUGAAAGCUUAUUAGAAACAGAACCAUAGAUCAAACCAAAACCCAUACAGGCCAUUUAGAUACAUGGUAAGUUGGAGCUAUAUAGCUAUACUAAAAUAAUGUACUAGAUUAUUAUGAAACACAAUCGACUGAAGUUCAUUUUUAUUCCAAAUGUGCUUCUUACUACCCAUAGUGAGUAAAUUACUGUUUUAAUAAUCAUUCCUAAAUUGUGACCUUGCAGAGGUGAGGAGAGAUGUGAAUAGUAACACCUGCUACCUUAACCAGUUCUCGAGGGGCGAGCGUCACCCAGGUGUUCCCAUGGAAAUCACUGUAACAGUGCGUUACCAUAUAUUCUGUUUGUGUAUUGUGAGUGCUUUUAAUGUUUUGAUGAGUUUCUUUGACACAAAAAGAAAUUUUAGCCUUCAUCGUGUGCAUGGAAGAUUGUAUUUUCCUUUUUACUUUUCUUUGUUUUGUUUUUUUUGAAUUGUAAUCUCAUUGUACCCCAAGAAAGACUCAAAAUGACAAUCUUUUUUUUUUUUUUCUCUCGAGACAGGGUUUCUCUGUGUAGCUUUGGAGCCUAUCCUGGCACUCGCUCUGGAGACCAGGCUGACCUUGAACUCACAGAGAUCUGCCUGCCUCUGCCUUGGGAUUAAAGGCGUGCGCCACCAACGCCCAAUCUUCAUACUUCAGCUUCUAAAGUUCUUGGAUUACAAGUGUGUCCAACCUUACCUGAUGAAAGAACUAAAGUUUGAUUUGGGGCAGGGGUGUUGCCUAGUGGUAACAUACUUGUGUAAGGCCUCCAAGGCACUAGGUUUCGAACCCAAUCAUUUAAAAAAAAAAGUCUACUGAAAUUUUGAGUUUGCAGUUUGUUGUAAAAUGUGCCAACAUGUGGGCUUGUGUCAUCAAUAAUUAAAAUCAGUCUAUCUUAA
Molecule: messenger RNA, 4367 nt
Organism: Cricetulus griseus (Chinese hamster)
Lineage: Eukaryota; Metazoa; Chordata; Mammalia; Rodentia; Cricetidae
Source: RefSeq, a predicted model, not a curated record